UCGACUCGUCCCGGGCAAGUAACGAAAAUUCGGCAACCGACAUCGGGAACUGGAGGGGCCGUCGUGCAUUCCUGGUUUCUGGCAGUCCAGUCAGUCACUUUGUCCAUCAGUGUCUCGGGUUUCCUUUCUGUUCUUUCUGUGCACUUUCUUCUGCCUACCUGUCGGGUGCGACGCUCUGCUGCAGUGGCAGACACGGUAGUGAGGUGUCUGCGGAUUGGAGGAAGUUGGACCAUUUUGGGUCGCGCCGAUAAGAUCUGGGAACGGAAAGUCGGGACCCAGUCGGUGGACUUGGUUAGUUAGCGCGCGUUUUCUCCUGGCAGCCACCCCGGGGUUGGGUUGCAUUUUGGUUUCGAUAAGGAAGCAGAGCGGAAGUUUCGGUAUCGCUUAGGGGAGUUUGGGAUGCUUUCCGGUGUUCCACCGAGCUGUCUUCCGCUGCCAGCGGGUGCUGACGAUUAGGCAGAGGAGGCAAAUCGAACGGAGUUCGAUCCCGUGAACGAACAAGUGUUAAAAGUUUGGAUUCAAGGUCCUCCGUCUGGAGCUGGUGCGUGUGUUUGUGUUCAUAAAGGCAUUAAGAAGCUGUUGACGGGAUGAUGCAAAGAUGACUGUCGUGACGUGAAUAAGUAAUGAAAUUGAACGACAGCGAAUGGUGGCUGAAAGCGCGAAGGUUCUGCGACUGGUUUCGAUGAUGGUAGAUCACGAGCUCGGUUGGGAAGCUUGUGGGGAUUGAGGAGAUUGUGCAAAUCGCUGGAUGAUGUUGAUAAAUAUGUUUUGUGCCGUUGCGUGACGAAGUUAGUUCUUGAAAGCAAAGAUUUUCGAUCCGAUCGUGACGAUUAUUUGGCGUUGGGUGCGUUCCGGAAUGCGAAAAGACGGAAUCUGAUUUUCCGCGGCUAAGUUCCGGAAUCAAAUAAAAAAGUGAAGAAAAAAAACUAAAUAAAACGGAAUCACAGACGUGCUACAGACGAGACUUCCUCCUCGCAUUUAAAUCGAGAGGAAAUUGGUUUUUAGAGAUUGCUGCUAACCGUGACCGAUUCCACCGAACAAAAACGGCACCGCAACCAAACGAGGCGAGAUCCUUCGUCCUUGAAAUUCUACGAAAACCAUUUCCCAGACAGUGAGUGAUUUGCCUGGGUUCUGUGCGCGGAAGAAGAAAAAAAAGAACAACAUUUGUGAUGAUAUGAGGGAAAUUCCUUCGAGGUUUUCCCACUAAGGAAGCUCGGCUUCAGUCAAUACAGCGGCGACAUACAUAACAAAAAAAAACGUGCGGUGUUACGGCACCAACAAGUGAAAACAGCUCGCAUUUCCCCAAGUCGGUAGCAUUAUCGCGAUGUUCGGGAAAUAGAAGAAAAAUAAACCCAAAAAGGGGGCACGAGUGUCUGUGUGAUGUGAAGAAGAUAAAUGAAAAAAGCACAAAAACGUUUGGCGGGUGGCGAGAUACAAGGUGAUACGACAGACCAGUAAGUGGGAGAAGCAAAAAGUGGGAGUACAAGUUGUUAAAAUGCGAAAAAAUCCUCCAAGUUGCGUGUGCUCCCAGCAGUAAGAUUUGUAGCGAUGCCGAAGACGAUGACGAGUGAGUUAAGUUGAGGGGCAAAACGGGGGGCACCAUCUCGCACCCAAACACUCGUGCGGUGCGUUUUCGUCUAAGCAGAUUGGGGCAAACCAACCAGAAGAUUAAGAUUAUCUUGGUCAGAGAGCGUGAAAAAACAACAAUUUCCCCAGAAGUCCUGGUCGCAGCUGCCGGAAAGAAGAAGGAUUGAGCGCAUUUGAAGCGGAAUUGGACCACGCGAUUGGUUUCGUUCACAGCGCUUUGGCAUCGCCACCGGCAGCAACAAAACGGCUACUUCUCGCAGCAGGUGGCCGCCGCAAUCCACCAUCCAGCGUCGCCCGUCUCCUAAUAGCUCUGCGGCCGUUGUUGCAGCAGACUGGUGCACCUGUCCGCGUUUGUGGUCGCGAUCGUGCACCGGCCGCCGACGACGAAAAUUCCCUUCGGAAUCAUCACCCGCCAAUCGAGCGGCACGCUUCGCCUAGGUGGUCCACCGUCGACCAGCACAAUCAUCCGGACCACAACGCUCAACGCUAGGUCGGCCGUACGCCGGAAGAAGCGCCGAAGACGGAAGAAAAAAGUGACCGCCUCCACGAUGGGCCACUGUCAAGUGGCGUUCCGAGCAACUGAUUGUCCCUUGUAGUGGCACUCGGACGACCCUGUCACGUCAGAGUUGAGAAGCGUGGGCGGGUGCGCGAGGGAGGACAACCGAAUCUUGGGACAGCUCUACGAGCACAGUUAAUCGCAGUAUCUACGUCUACGUUUGUGUAAAGUUUUGUUUUUGAAAUCUUCGUGCGUGUUUUCGUUCGUUAGUGGUGAAAAUUUGGAGCAGAAGUUCUGCUGUGUGCGUGUGUGUUUUUUGCUGUUCGACAACACAAAUUUUUACAAGCCGAUUCCCCUGGGAGCCGACAGGAGCAAAAAUUUCAUGCGGAAAAUCGGAAUUUCGGAAUAAAACGGGUAUUUUAAGGAAACAAAUUGUUGCUGAUGGUCAUCUGAUAGCAGCAGUCAAUAAGAGUAAUGGAGCAAAUCAAAUCACUAAUCAAUCUAUAAAUAUCUAUCAAAGUAAUGUUAUACGAGAGCACAUCAGCGGUCAGUUGAUUUAUUUCUAGAAUCGGAUUCUAUGCUUUGUGUAUAAAGUAGCUUACGAGUAAGUCAGGAAUUAACCAUAAAUAAUGUGUGCAUAGAAAUAUUUUUAGCGUCAAAUUGUGUCUAAACGUUUCUUUCCAUCGCACACAUAUUCAUUGUUUCAAGCAUAGAAUGUUCAAUUAAAUGGAUCUUAGCGUAAGACACACAUAAUCUACCCAAUUCGAGUGCAAUAAUAUCUAAUUAGCAAAGCAAGAAAAGUUUCAAAAUCUUAAAAAAAUAAAACACCAUGUGGGACCAGCCAAUUACACCACCGCCAGUUAGACCGUCGACGCUUUGACCGUUGUUUAGAACAGCAGAAUCAUAAUCUUUGUGUUGGCGUCCAGUAGUAUCCGCCUGCCACAAUGGAUUACCCGAUGAUAACAACCGGAAAUAUCUCGCAGGAAGACUUCCUGGCCGCCGUCGCGGUGAACUCUUCCCUCUUGUUGCGUGGGUCCGCCACCAACGCGCUGAACGAUACGCUCGGUGGGGUGCUGGCCACCGGCGACAACCGAACUCUCUUCCACGGCUAUCCGAGCGGGUACACACUGCCGCACAUCAUCAUCGCUUCAAUUAUCGUGACAAUACUAAUGAUAAUCAUCGUAGUCGGUAACAUGCUGGUGAUCAUAGCGAUCGCCACCGAGAAGGCCCUCAAGAACAUCCAGAACUGGUUCAUCGCGUCGCUGGCGGUGGCGGACUUCUUCCUGGGCCUCGUGAUCAUGCCUUUCUCGCUCGCCAACGAGCUGAUGGGCUACUGGAUCUUCGGGAACUGGUGGUGCGACAUUCACUCGGCGAUGGACGUUCUGCUGUGUACGUCGUCGAUCAUGAACCUGUGUCUGAUAUCGCUGGACCGGUACUGGAGCAUUACGAAGGCGAUCGAGUAUCUGAAAUCGAGGACCCCGGCCCGGGCGGCCUUCAUGAUCGCUGCCGUGUGGAUCAUGUCGGCGUUGGUGUGCAUACCGCCGCUGCUGGGUUGGAAGGCGCCGCGACCGGAGGAGCACGUGGAGCUGCCACAAUGUCAGGUUGGUUGUUAAUCCAUUCAUCCAUUCCCGAAACAUAUGCGUAAAAGGUAAACAAUAUUUUUAUUUACAAAAUAU
Armigeres subalbatus is the source of this 3759-nucleotide messenger RNA. RefSeq names its product alpha-2 adrenergic receptor-like. Gene Ontology annotation, molecular function: G protein-coupled receptor activity. Lineage: Eukaryota; Metazoa; Arthropoda; Insecta; Diptera; Culicidae. The transcript is spliced from 3 exons. Gene Ontology annotation, cellular component: plasma membrane. The record is from RefSeq and is a predicted model, not a curated record. Gene Ontology annotation, biological process: adenylate cyclase-activating adrenergic receptor signaling pathway. The coding region runs from base 3028 to 3696 and encodes 222 amino acids.